Messenger RNA from Macrosteles quadrilineatus (aster leafhopper), 935 nucleotides. Its product is annotated as U1 small nuclear ribonucleoprotein C-like. The record is from RefSeq and is a predicted model, not a curated record. The transcript is spliced from 2 exons. NCBI's taxonomy places the organism in Eukaryota, Metazoa, Arthropoda, Insecta, Hemiptera, Cicadellidae. Gene Ontology annotation, cellular component: nucleus; U1 snRNP. Gene Ontology annotation, molecular function: pre-mRNA 5'-splice site binding; zinc ion binding. The coding region runs from base 266 to 760 and encodes 164 amino acids. Gene Ontology annotation, biological process: mRNA splicing, via spliceosome; spliceosomal snRNP assembly; mRNA 5'-splice site recognition.
ACCUCUGUUGUAGUUGUAGUGUUGUGGCACGGCCUCCUUGCUCCUUGUUGUGUUGUUCGUUGUAGGAGUGUAGGACUAAUAAUAUUGGGAAUCUUUUAAGAGAUUAAAGAGAUAAAAUUAGACUAUUUUAUUCGGAACUUAUUUGCCACUAACUUUUACAGCUUUAGUUAUAAUUUAAUUAUACAUCAUUAGCAAUUUUAGCUGUCAAAGCUUUCAGUGCUUUAUUCUAGGUUAGGCCUAAACUUAUAGACAAGUGAAGAUCAUAAUGCCUAAGUAUUACUGUGAUUAUUGUGACACCUAUCUUACUCAUGAUUCUCCUUCAGUGAGGAAAACCCAUUGCCAAGGUAGGAAACACAAAGAUAAUGUAAAGUUUUACUACCAGAAGUGGAUGGAAGAACAGGCUCAACAUCUUAUUGAUGCAACUACAGCUGCUUUCAAAGCUGGUAAGAUUGCCUCGAAUCCAUUUGCCAACACUAAAGGUGCAGCAAUACCUCCCCCAAAUAUGAAUAUGACACCUAUGGGACCAAUGAGACCACCCGGACCGCCCCAACCAGGUCCAGGCCCAAUGAUGCCAGGUCCUCCUGGAAUGCAUCCUGGUAUGGGACCAAUGAUGAUGCCUCAUGGACCGAUGCCACCAAUGAUGGGAAUGCCAAGACCGCCUAUGGGCCAAAUGAUGGGACCAAUGAUGCCUAUGGGGCCAAUGGGUCCCAUGGGCCCUAUGCGACCUCCUUUAAUUCAACCUAUGCAAAUGAAAAACUAAUACGACAACGUCAAGCUUAUUCAGAAAGAAAAGGAACAGUAACAGAAGAAUUUGAAAAGAACUCUUAACAAAAGAAGAUAAAUUUGUGUUUUACAUGUGUAAAUAUUUAAAAUAUUACUAUCUAGAAUAAAUGGUGUUUAAUGUAACAGUGUCAAAUAAAAUGUUUUGUACUAUA